Molecule: messenger RNA, 1623 nt
Organism: Nerophis ophidion (straightnose pipefish)
Lineage: Eukaryota; Metazoa; Chordata; Actinopteri; Syngnathiformes; Syngnathidae
Gene: actr10
Product: actin related protein 10
Exons: 12
Coding region: 151-1404 (417 amino acids)
Biological process (GO): retrograde axonal transport of mitochondrion
Source: RefSeq, a predicted model, not a curated record
GCCCCCGCCCAGCCCAGCCUCAAGUCAACAGAUUCACUCCCUCUCUCCGCCUCUAAUGAUGGUGAUCAUGUAAAAAAAAAAUAAAAAGAUCGUCAAAGCUGACUUCAACGGCGUUUUUUCGCUGUGAAGGCGAUCUUAAACAACUCGACGAUGCCAUUAUUUGAUGAUCUUGGAAGUGGAGCGGAGAAGACUGCCAUAGUCAUCGACUUGGGAGCGGCUUACACAAAAUGCGGCUUUGCAGGGGAAACGGGGCCCAGGUUCAUAAUUCCGAGCGAGAUCCGGAUGCCAGGCCAGCGGCAGGCCACCAAAGUGGUCCAGUACAACAUCAACACAGAAGAGCUCUAUGUCAUUCUCAAAGAGUUUAUCCACACACUUUACUUCAGGCACCUGCUGGUGAACCCUCGCGACAGAAGAGUGGUCAUUAUCGAGUCCAUCCUCUGCCCGUCCCACUUCAGGGAGACGCUCAGCAAGGUUUUCUUCAAACAGUUUGAGGUGCCUUCGGUGCUGUUUGCACCAAGUCACCUGAUGGCCAUCAUGACUCUGGGUAUCAACUCUGCUCUUGUGAUGGACUGCGGCCACACAGAAACGCUUGUGCUGCCUGUUUACGAGUGCACACCCAUCCUGCCGGCCUGGGAGGCCUUGCCUUUAGGCGGAAAAGCCAUCCACAAAGAACUGGACACCGUUCUCGUGGAGCAGUGCACCGUGGACACAGACACCACCACUGGACAAACUGUACCAGCCAGCAUUGGAACCAUUCCAGAGGAGACUGUGGAGGACAUUAAGGUGAGAACAUGCUUUGUCAGCGACCUCCAGCGAGGCCUCGAGAUUCAGAAGGCCAGGUUCACCCUCGACAGCACAUCUGAGCGUCCGGCCCCGCCUUUUGAUGUGGACUAUCCUCUAGAUGGACAGAAAAUCCUGCACAUCAAAGGAUCCAUCAGGGACUCGCUGAUGGAGAUUCUGUUUGAGCAGGACAACGAGGAGAAGAGCGUGGCGUCACUAAUACUUGAUGCUCUGGUGAAGUGCCCUAUUGACACGCGCAAAGUGCUGUCUGAGAAUUUGGUGGUCAUUGGCGGGACAGCCAUGUUGCCAGGCUUCCUGCACCGGCUCCUGGCCGAAAUUCGCCUCUUAGUGGAAAGGCCCAAGUACUGCGACGUCCUGGCCAGCAAGACUUUCCGCAUCCACUCACCACCCGCUAAGCCCAACUGCACCGCCUGGCUGGGAGGUGCCAUCUUCGGAGGGCUGCAGGACAUUCUGGGCAGCAGGUCGGUGUCCCGCGAUUACUACAACCAGAUGGGACGCAUCCCGGACUGGUGCUGUCUGAGCUGGCCUCCACCAGAGUCCCUUUACGAGACCGGCGAGACCCCGCCCCCGCUCAUGAAGAGAGCAUUCUCUACUGAAAAGUAGAUUAAGUACACAAAACUUCCCCUUAUUUGUUAGAUAUUUAAAUUACACGUCAUAGUUUUACAUUUAUAAUGCAUCUUCUUGUAUGGAUGUAAACUUUGAGGUUCCACCAAAUGUCAACAGUGUUAAAACACACUCAGUUGUUCUCAAUAUUGGCGUUUAUUUAUUAUUUGCACAGCUGGUGUUGGUCCAAGUCCUUAAAUAAAACCUUCUGCACGUGCA